AUGGUCCGCACCGUCUCCGCUGAGGGCUCGCUCCCGCUGUCCCAACCCACUCCCGAUCUGCAUUCCCCCACCGACGGCUUCGCGACUCAUGUUGAGCGCCUCGAGAAGCACGCCGAGCGCAUGAGCUCCAGCGGCUCGGACAUCGGCGAGGAGAUCCGCAAACUGCAGCUGGAGGAGAAGGAGCAGAGCCGCCGCUCGUCGCUGGCUUCACACGCUGAUAACGCUAAACCCGUGCCCGCAGGCAGGUCGCGCAACACGUCGAUAAGCUCCUUUGCCAACUCAAUCGUCGAUGUCAACUCGCAGGCCCGCUGGGGUGGCUAUUCGCCCAACGCCUACGUGACCUCGCCCAAGGGCUCCAUCCGCUCUGGCUCGUGGUCGCACCGCUCCGGCGUGCAGCGCCAGCACUCCGUCUCCAAGAUGUCCCAGACCAAGGGCUCGCUCCUCGACGAGUUCCCCGAGAACGUCGACGAAGCCGAGACCGCCACCGUCCACAACGACCCGCCGCCCGCAGCCGAGCCGCACGCCCGCAACGCCUCGCAGUUCAGCCUCGAAUACGAUAGGAUUGUGCAGGACAUUGAGAAUGAGCUGGCCACCGUGCCCAGCCAGGAAUCAGCUCCCGCUGCCGGAGCCUACGGACGCGUUGCCUAUGGAAUGCUGGACCCCGAUGAGCUCCCUGACCGGCCCGCUACCGCCGACACGUACCAGCAGGCCCAAACCGCCUUUCGGGACUUUGAUGGCGUACACUGCGCUCCUACCCUGAUGGGCCUGCGCGAGAUAUCCGAGGGCAGUGAGCACGCAAUGCUGCACUCCCUUCCACACGGCCACCACCCCGGAGUUCCCCCGCCUGACGAUGGCAUGGUAUACUAUCCCGCACCGGUCCCGAAGAUGCUGAAUUUGCCAAAACGCCUCUCCCAGCUGCCCUCCAACGAUUUGCGCAACAAGCGCCGAAGUCAAGUGCUGGGGGGUAUGGUUGCCGAAGCCAGGAAUUCCGCGCUGUGGCUUGGUGGCACUACCAAGCCCGACAAUCGCAAGAGUGUAGACCCCCGGCAGAGUGUCAACAUGGAUAAGCUGCCGCCUCAGCUCCGCGCCAGCGUGUACUUUGACCAGCCAAACGUGCCGCACGACGUCGAGAUUAAGGGUGAAUCUGCCCGGGCAACGCUUGACGACAUCCUGGACGCAUCAACCAACGCUCCUGUUGGUGCUUUCACUGACCAUCCUGUAGCUGGUCCGGUUGGGAAGGCCGUCUAUGGUAGGGAGACCAAGCGGAAGAGCAUGCUAGAAAAGCGGAAAAGCUCUUCAUCAUUACUUGACAUGGAUAAGCGAAAGAGCUCAGCGACCAUGCUGGGUGACGAUGAGAAGACCGAGAAGGAAACCAAGAAAGAAAAGAGGAAAUCGUCGUUUGGAUUCUUGUUGGGGCGCCGCUCUAGCACGGACGAGGUGUCGAAGCAACUCAAGAAGAAAAGCAGCAGCGGAAAGAUGAACAAGCUGCAAAAGCGGAACAGUCAGAUGAGUCUGUCGAAUGCUCUGGAGCAGAGCGAAGCCGCGGGGCAACAAAAGAGACGAGGCUCUACCUCCAGCCAGGGAUCCAACAUCAAUGAGUCCACUGCACUUCAAUCAGGCGACCAUGACGGCAACGCAUACAACGGCAUGGAGACCCUAUCCCGCGACGGAAGUGAUGAAUACGAUGACGAGGGACAACUCGAUGAUGAUGAGCAGUUCAUCGGCCAACCUACGACCCUCCUUGCGGAAUUGCAGAUGCGCAAGGCUCAGCAGCGUGAGCGAAACCGUACCGCGGCAACUGCAUUCCCGAAUGGCAUGCACAGCACUCUUCUUCAAUUGGACGCUGUUGCGGAGAUUGAGAAGAGGAAGCGCCAGAACCAGCGUGUAAACCUUGCCUGGGAAGCCCCCAAUCCGGAUGAAGAGGAUGACGACGUGCCGCUCGGCAUGCUCUUUCCUGGCCAAAACGGCCUUGCCAACAAGGCUGGCCAAGGAGUUGGUGGUCGUGGCGACGACUGGGACCGACCUCUUGGCCUGCUUGAGAAGAAGGAGUUGGAGGACAGCGAACCUCUCAGUAGGCGGAGGAACCGUCUGCGUGGACUUCACCCUGAUACACCCUACACUCGUGACGUCAGCCCUGGCCAGGGUAUGACGAUGCUCAGCGCACACUCUCAAGACCAACGCAAUAGCAACAACCCAACACCAGAACCCCCGCAGGCAGAACAGGAGUCGGAUGAUGAGGAGGAACCUCUGGCAGCAAGACGGGAGCGCCUCAAGCGUAAGGAAGCUUUGAACUCAGCACUCGGUGACGUGGGCACGCGCCCUAUUAGCGGAGAUUUCGCGAGUGAGAUGAUGAGUCAGUUCGACGGCCUUAAAGAUGGGGACGAGAAAGGCGGGACCAAGAAGGACGCAACCCCAAAGACGCCAGGGGUUGUAAACGAAGAGGAAGAGACCCUCGGGCAACGUCGCGCCCGUCUACAAGCUGAAGCCUUGGCUCGUGGGAAUACGACGCCCUCGGGCCUAUCCCCAGGAAACCCCUUGCGCCCGCCGCUUAAAGCUUCUCUUAGCUUGGCAGACAUCCUUUCGGCUCACCCCACUGGCAACCAGGCUGAAAAGAUUAGCAACGAUGCACUGCUUUCCAGCCUUCCGCAGGGCAGUCUACUACAGAAGAGUGAGCAGAAGACUGCCACUCGUCAGGCUCACAUCCGCGAGGGCAACAAACGGAGCACGAGCUAUGGACUGGAAAAGCCACUUCUGGACGUAGGUCCUCCAGCUGAUGCCCGUACGAAGAGCAUGGUCCUUGAUGGUUCAAGCGGAGAGCGCGGUCUUCUCGGUAAAGAUUACGGCACCGGGCUGGCCGCUGCCCGCAGAACGAGCGGCGCCCGACAACUCGACAAGCGUGCCAGCAUGAUGACCCUUGGCGCUAACAACAUGAACACGAGUACUGCAAACCUUGGCAUGAGCAUGCCGGCCAUGAACCAGAGCGGCUUCAUCAACCCGCAAGCUGGCAUGGUGGGCAUGGGCAUGCCGAUGCAGCAGCAGCCCAUGAUGAUGGGUAUGGGCAUGCCUAUGCAGUCACCCAUGCCCCUGAACAUGCCUAUGAACAUGAAUAUGAAUAUGAACAUGGGAAUGGGCAUGAACAUGGGUAUGGGUAUGAACACGGGCGCCAUGGGCAUGGGAGGUGCAGGCAUGACUGGCUUUCCUGCCGGCCAAAUGAUGAUGGGACAGCCAUACGGUAUGCAGCCUAUGGGUGGCAUGCAGAUGGGCAUGCCGGCGGCAGGGAUGGGUAUGGGUAUGGGCAUGGGUAUGGGCAUGGGCGUCGGCAAUCAGAUGCAGAUGGACCCCAGUAUGGAUUCAGGCCGCAGAGCAGCUAUCGACCGAUGGAGGCAAGACGUCUCCUAG
Molecule: messenger RNA, 3399 nt
Organism: Lasiodiplodia theobromae
Lineage: Eukaryota; Fungi; Ascomycota; Dothideomycetes; Botryosphaeriales; Botryosphaeriaceae
Exons: 1
Coding region: 1-3399 (1132 amino acids)
Source: RefSeq, a predicted model, not a curated record